Molecule: messenger RNA, 882 nt
Organism: Penicillium atrosanguineum
Lineage: Eukaryota; Fungi; Ascomycota; Eurotiomycetes; Eurotiales; Aspergillaceae
Product: oxidoreductase, short chain dehydrogenase/reductase family
Exons: 4
Coding region: 1-882 (293 amino acids)
Cellular component (GO): intracellular anatomical structure
Molecular function (GO): oxidoreductase activity, acting on NAD(P)H, oxygen as acceptor
Source: RefSeq, a predicted model, not a curated record
AUGGCCCCCGCAAUUUCUCUUGACCACACGACCCCUGCAGUCGUCCCCGAAUCUAAGGAGACCCCAGCGGCCUUCGCGCCUACCAAUGAUCUCUUCUCGCUAGGAGGUCGCACCGUCGUGAUCACCGGGGGAGGUCGUGGCCUCGGCAUUAACCUGACUGCGGCCGUCCUCGAAGCCGGCGGCAAUGUCGCCUGUCUCGAUUUGCUUGAGGAGCCCAGCGCUGAGGAGUGGGUUGGAGUUCAGAAGUUGGCCAAGUCGCGUGGUCUGCAGGCCACUUACACAAAAUGCGACAUUACAGAUGAGGAGGUUACCCAGGGCCAUCUUGAGCAGAUUGCGGCCGAUGCUUUGAGCCGGGGAAUGCCCCUGCGCGGUCUCAUUACUUGCGCGGGAAUUCAACAGAUGGUGCCUGCGCUUGACUACCCGAUCGAUGGAUACCGGAAGAUGCUGGAUGUCAACGUUCUUGGAACUUUCAUCCCCGCCAAGCAUUGCGCUCGUAUCUUCAAGGACCAAAAGAUGGGCGGAAGCAUUGUCAUGAUCGCGUCGAUGUCCGGCCAGAUUGCGAACCGCGGGUUGACUUGUACCGCCUACAAUUCAUCGAAGGCUGCUGUCCAUCAGAUGUGCCGAUCUGUUGCUCAGGAAUGGGGCCAGUAUAACAUCCGCAUCAACACCCUCUCUGCCGGAUACAUCCGCACCGCGAUGACCGACGGCCUGCUGCAGGAAAAGCCAGAUCUCGAAGAGACAUGGAUGCGUGGUGCGUUGCUCGGCCGCCUGGGUGCGCCCGAGGACUUCAAGGCGCCCACUGUCUUCAUGCUCGCCGACGGUGCAGCUUGGAUGACUGGUGCUGAUCUCCGUGUUGAUGGUGGUCACUGUGCUUCAGCAUAG